Molecule: messenger RNA, 4929 nt
Organism: Coprinopsis cinerea okayama7#130
Lineage: Eukaryota; Fungi; Basidiomycota; Agaricomycetes; Agaricales; Psathyrellaceae
Product: other/VPS15 protein kinase
Exons: 15
Coding region: 1-4929 (1642 amino acids)
Biological process (GO): autophagy of peroxisome; macroautophagy; late endosome to vacuole transport
Cellular component (GO): phosphatidylinositol 3-kinase complex, class III, type II; nucleus-vacuole junction; phosphatidylinositol 3-kinase complex, class III, type I
Molecular function (GO): protein serine/threonine kinase activity; ATP binding; protein binding
Source: RefSeq, a predicted model, not a curated record
AUGGGAAAUGUUCACUCCGGGUCGACGUUCACGCGAACGACAGGCGCGUUAGAUUCAUAUGUAGCGGAUCUAGGGACGGACAUAAUCUAUGAGAAGAGUCUCGGUUCCUCGCGCUUUCUCAAGACGGUCAAAUGCAAGCACCGAAAUGGUUACCUGGUCAUCAAGAUAUUCGUGAAACCCGACCCAGGACUGACCUUGCGAAACUAUCACAAGAGACUAAAGAAUGACAAGGAGUCCCUGGUGGAUAUUGCGAACGUCUACAACUAUCAAGUCUUUGUCGAGACUGAGAGAGCUGGAUACAUUAUAAGGCAAUGGGUGGCGAGCAACCUCUACGACAGGAUAAGUACAAGGCCUUUCUUGACUAUGGUAGAGAAACGAUGGAUAUCAUUUCAACUGCUAAACGCCCUUCGUGACGCCCGCAACCGCAAGGUCUCGCAUGGCGAUAUCAAGUCCGAGAACAUCCUCGUCACAUCCUGGAACUGGGUCUACCUCACAGACUUCGCGUCCUACAAGCCGACAUACCUACCAUUGGACGACCCUUCCGACUUUUCUUUCUACUUCGACACCUCCGGACGGCGAACUUGCUAUUUGGCUCCUGAGCGCUUCUACACGCAAGCCAACAACCCUGACAUCAGUGCGAAGAAAUCGAGGAUUGCAGCUAUGGAGGAUACGCCGGGGAAGCGUGACGGAAAGGUCACCGAGGCCAUGGACUGCUUCAGCGCGGGCUGUGUCAUCGCCGAGUUGUUCCUGGAAGGCGCUCCUUUGUUUACUCUCAGCCAGUUGUUCAAGUAUCGGGAAGGCGAACUCAAUGUAGACACUCAGUUGGCAUCGAUUGAAGACGAGGGUAUAAGGAAUCUGAUCAAGGAAAUGAUACAUCUCGACCCGACAGCUCGACCGACCUUCGACAGCCUUCUGCACACCUCGAGAGGAACUGUGUUCCCCGAGACUUUCUAUUCGUUCCUCCAUAACUACAUAUCCACUCUGAACGAGCCAUCUCCUUCGACUUAUUCCAGCACCUCCUCGGCGACGACUCCCGGUUCCACUCUUCCUACUGGCUCCAUGUCCGUCCUGCGACCUCACGCUCCACAUUCAGCACCAGGGUCAGAGCCUACCCCGGAGACAUUGGCUAAUGAUUCUGACCACAGAAUGGAGCGAAUAUGGGAGGACUAUGAGAGUAUCGAGCCGUACCUGUGUCCUGAACCAAGCGAAGACCGCACCAUGGACGUAAACAUCGAUUACACAUCCAAUGUACAGGCCGUGUUCAAACCUUUCCAGGACGUAAUCCCUGUCGAACUCCACAUUCCCAACCGCGACUCCAAGCUUCGAACUCAUGCUGGACGAAGAGCUGCUCUAGAAGAUGGACCUGCUUUAAUCAUCCUUGCCUCUGUCACUUCGAAUAUCCGGAAUUGCAAACUCCCAAGCUCGAAAGUGAGAGCAUUGGACGUCUUCUUGGCGUUGUCGUGCCACUUGACGGAUGAAGCCAAAUUGGAUCGUAUGGUACCCUAUAUCGUGGAACUGCUACAUGAUGACUCUGCGUUGGUUCGCUCGGCGGCGUUGAGGACCUUAGUUCAAGUGCUGACGUUGGUCUCUGUUAUCACGCCGUCGAAUGUGGCCAUCUUCCCAGAGUAUAUUAUCCCAAACAUCAAGCAUUUAGUGCAAGAUCCCGAGGUUUCGGUGCGGUGUACCUACGCUCAAUGUAUUGUCCCGAUUGCGGAUACGGCUGUGAGAUAUCUGGAAAUGGGCCAGGCUCUGAAGGCACACGGAGCAUUCAACUUGGCCGCUGAGGGUCAGGACUAUGAACAUGCUCACUAUGAGAUCUCGUACGAUGCCAGUAUGCAGGAACUUCAGAACCACAUUCAAGCCCAUCUAGCGGCCCUCCUCAUGGAUCCCUCCAGUGUCGUUAAGCGAGCCGUGCUUCACAACAUCUCUUCGCUAUGCGUCUUCCUUGGUCGACAGAAGACGAAUGAUGUCUUAUUGAGCCAUAUGAUCACGUACUUGAACGAUCGAGAUUGGCUUUUGAGGUACUCUUUCUUUGAGAGCAUCGUCGAUGUAGCAGCUUGUGCAGGGGGUCGAAGCUUGGAAGAGUACAUCUUACCUUUGAUGAUUCAGGCGCUGUCGGGUGCCGCUGCCUUUAUCACCUCCGCCGCCCAACAGCUGCCCGCCAGCGAUAUCUGGUGUAUUGUCUAUCCAUCCCUUCGUCAUUUCCUCAAGUCUGACAUUGGUGAAAUCAACACCUCGAGCCUGUUACGUGCAAUGAAACCUCCCCUUCCUCGCCAGAUCCUCGACUCGUCGGUACAAUGGGCGAUGAAAGCUGAUAGAUCGGUGUUUUGGAGCCGACCUAGGAGGGGAGGAAGCAAGACCGAGUCACCGAGGGAGAGCGUGAUCUCAGUAAGGAAGGCUGGGACUGGGAAUCUUGCGAAGAACCGAUCUGAAGAGGAUGAGGUGCAUAUCAACAAGCUGCAGCAACUGGGAUUGACGUCCAGCGACGAGAGUAAGCUGCUUGCAAUGAGAGAUUAUAUCCUCAAGCUGGCCAAUGCCACCGCAAGCUUUUCUUCGCGACUCAGCUACGAGCCUGACACCGGCAAGAAUCUCAAGGUCACAGGGGAUUUGGAGCUGCAGAAACUUGGAGUUGUGCCGCAGACUGUCUUCCUGAAGCAACGUCAAGACUCUGGUUCACGCAUGACCAUUCCCUCGUCCAGGCGUUCGAUUUCAAGUAGAACGUCAGCUAUGAGCCCUCGUUUCCCAAGACCACCCAGUAUUGAUCACGGGAGUGUUGGCACCGGUGCUCCCUUUGAGGACCUCAGGAGGAGGCUGGCCAGCAUCAACAACUCGGUCUCAUCUCUCUCGCCGAACCAGCCCAAGGAUGCGCGGAGUGUAUCUUCUCCCUUAGCCCCUUCUAGCUCUUCGAUAUCCGUGGCAUCUGCAACGGCCCCUUCACCUGUUGCUGCUGAACGCGAACGCGAUCGACCCCCAAGUCCUACCGAGUCUGUCGUGUCGAAUGCCAAUUCGGUUUCGCUGCGACCUGCAAGUCGGCUACAGGUGGGAAGCGUUGAAGGUUCCAAGGCAGCUCCUGCUGUGGGCUCCUCGAAGACUGUUGCGACUGGGCUCUUGGAUGCUCAUUCACAUAUUGGGUCCCCUGAUCCUUCCGGACGGUCGUCUCCCCUUUCGAUGUCGGCAACACUACGUCAGCAUCGACCCAGGGUUCCUUCGUUGUUACCUAUCUCGACGUAUGAUGGCCAAGAACCUGGUAUCAGCAACCUUCUUGAGAACCUUUACCUCGACAACAACAGGGAAUUACAGCAAGACUUUGGACCACCUGUUCAUGAGGGCCCAAUCCGGCGACGCAAUACCUCUCGACAUCCUUUCGGCACUCGGGACAUCACCAACAAACGACUUGAAGCCUCCCUCAUCUCCAACCUGACCUCUCAUUCCGAAGCUAUCACCGGAAUCGCCGUUUCUCCUGACCACGCUUUCUUCGUUACGGCUUCAGACGACAAGACUGUCAAGGUGUGGGACACGGCUAGACUCGAGAGAAACGUCACAAGCAAGGCUAGGCAUACCUACAACCAACAUCAUGCAAGAGUCAAGUGUGUGUGCAUCAUCGAGGGCACGCAUUGCUUCGCCAGCGCGGCAGAGGAUGGCAGUUUGCAUGUUGUGAGGGUGCAAUUGACGCAGAGUGCGGCUGGGGCGAGCAGCGCUGCUGGAAGUUUACCCAAGUAUGGUAAAUUGCAAGUCGUGAGGGAGCAUAGGGUCGAGAGUGUCGGGGAGUGGAUUACGUGUAUGGUCCAUUACAAGUCUGAUUCGACGUCUAGUCUGGUAUACGCAACCACCCACUCCAACAUCGCCAUCCUUGAACUUCGUACGAUGCGGGUUCUUCAAACUAUGGAGAAUCCUCGACAUUACGGUCCCAUCACAGCGAUGUGUAUGGACAAGAGACGGGCGUGGCUGGUGGUUGGCACUUCGACUGGCGUUCUGACCCUCUGGGACAAGCGAUUCGGUAUCCUUCUGAAGAGCUGGCAAACCGCAGCGGCAACCUCUUCCGGCAAAUCUUGCAAGGUCCAUCAAAUCGCAGUCCAUCCCACGAAGGGCAGAGGCAAAUGGAUCAUUGUGGCUCUGGAAACGUCGAAGAAAGGACUUGCUUCUUCUCGGGAUUCUGUCACCAUCAUCGAGGUAUGGGAUGUGGAGAAGUCUGUUCUGGUCGAAACGUUUGUGGUUGGAACGAGCAGCGACAGGGAAAGGGAGAGGGAGGGCAGCGAGAGUCCCGGUCCACAUGAGGUCGAGGUGGAAGGCGUGGACGCCAACCCAAGUCCUGCUGCCGCAAUCGCCGCCUUUGUGCGUUCUCGCCAACUUCAGAGCGAGAAUGAAAGGCGUUCUUCAGCAAGAGGUUCGGCGAACGAGGAAUUAGUUGCUCCCCCCGCACCUGACGUUCGAGCGAUGGUAGUUGGGCUCGACUUUGGAGGCUACGCUUCUGCCCACAGGUUAGAGUAUGGGGAGUUCAUACCUGACGGGGGAGGCGCGAGCUCUAGGAGUUCCACCAAAGGGUUCGUGGUGACGGGAUCGGAUGAUCGACGAUUGCGAUUCUGGGACCUGAGUCGGGCUGAAAAGUCAGUCGUGUUUAGUGGACUUGAGCAAGAUGGGGAAAGACCUACGCACAGCAUCAAUAGCGGCGGCUCUCGAGGCGGUGAAGAUGAAGGGAACAAGGGCCCGGUUUCUUACGUUGAAACCUGGCCUGCCGUCCCGACGGGUGGGCAGUCCAGCAGGCCAUCGCAACGAAUAUCCUUGAUCACCCAACAUCAGCAGAACCUGUUGAAGUCCCACCAAGACGUCGUAACUGCCCUAGCUUGCAUUGACUCGCCGUGGAGAGGUGGGAUUGUCAGCGGUGAUCGUGCUGGCGUCGUCAAGGUGUGGAGGCUAGAUUAUGUAGAGUAG